UUGAUCUUGUUGUACUGUGUAACACACGCUGCCUGCCUUGCCUUCCUUUUACCUGUCUAUGUUGCCUUCUCGGUGAAGUUGGUGAAAGCCAGGAGAUAUGCCAAGGAAAAGAGGAUCACCACCAGCGUCUGCAGAAUGCGAGGACACGGCUUCUGCUAAAUAUAGAAAACUGAAGGCUGAUAUGUGUUCUUCCCCAUUACAUUUUGACACCCCGUUAAGUUUGUUUAAAAGUCUGAUUUCUCCAAUUGGAAUAGAGGAAUUCUUUCACGAAUACUGGGAAAAGAAGCCCUUGUUUUUGCAGAGAUCUGACCAACGCUUAGCCAGCUAUUACCAGUCACUCUUUCAGUUGUCAGACCUGAAAGAACUGUGUAGUCAUGAGCUUGAGUAUGCAAGGGAUGUCAAUGUCUGCCGAUGUGUGAAUGGCAAGAAGAAAGUAAUGAAUAAGGAAGGACGUGUUAACUACAGUAAUCUGAAAAAAGACUUUGAUCAGAAGAAGGCCACGAUACAGUUUCACCAGCCUCAAAGAUUUAAGGAUGAGCUUUGGCGUAUUCAGGAGCGCCUAGAGAGUUUCUUCGGGGCCCUUGUGGGAUCGAAUGUGUACAUCACACCAAAGGCAUCUCAGGGGCUGCCUCCACAUUAUGAUGAUGUUGAGGUAUUCAUCUUGCAGCUAGAGGGAGAGAAACACUGGAGGUUGUACAGUCCUACUGUCCCACUGGCUCGUGAGUACAGCCUGGAGCCAGAGGAGAGAAUAGGCAACCCAACACAUGACAUUACCCUGAAGGCAGGGGAUCUGUUGUACUUUCCCAGAGGUACCAUACACCAAGCAAAUACUCCUGCCGAGGUGGAUCACUCCACGCACCUAACUCUCAGUACUUACCAGAACAUGUCUUGGGGAGACUACCUGCUGGACAUAUUCCCAGGUUUUCUGUUUGACUCAAUGAAAAGAGAUAUCGACAUGAGAGCUGGAUUGCCCAGACAGCUACUUACUAAUGUUCGUGUAGGCCCAGAGGUCUGUACACAGCUCUCUACGUUCCUGAGAUGUUUGGCAGAUAAAAUGGAGAGGGGUGAACAGGAGCUACGCUCUACAGACAUGAAGAGAGACUUUGUGUCCAACAGGCUUCCACCUUUUGCGCAUGACAACACAAACAUGCCAACUGGAAAGAUGCCAACACUUGAGGACUGUGUGUGCAUGAGAUUUAAAGACCAUGUCCUCAUAACAGUGCAGCCAAGUCAGGAUAGAACAGAUGAGGCUACAGAGAUGGAAGUGUUUGUGGUGCAUUCGCUAAGGAAUAACAGAGAGAUUCACAUGAUGGGAGAACCAGAAGAUGACGAGGAGGAGGAGGAAUGUCUAAGUCAGGUCCAGGGUGUGCGCUUCCCUCUCUCUCACCUUCCUGAACUCAGGCGGCUCCAGAGUGAAGAGCGCCUCCUGGUGUCAGAACUCCAGCUGGAGCCAGACUCUGCACGACUGGGCCUAGUGCUGGGACUCUGGACAGAGGGGCUGCUGGAGGUCUGCUCCCCCACUAGACAAUAGAAAAGGAUCCGGGAAUCAGGCUGCUGAAAUCACCUCACAUUUACCUUGUAUCCUCUCAUAGAGGAAAUUAUUGUUAAUAUAAAUUUGCAACACCAAAUAAAAGCAUGCCUGUACUAAA
Alosa alosa (allis shad) is the source of this 1649-nucleotide messenger RNA. RefSeq names its product ribosomal oxygenase 2 (gene riox2). Lineage: Eukaryota; Metazoa; Chordata; Actinopteri; Clupeiformes; Clupeidae. Gene Ontology annotation, molecular function: histone H3K4 demethylase activity; histone H3K36 demethylase activity. The record is from RefSeq and is a predicted model, not a curated record. Gene Ontology annotation, cellular component: nucleolus.